UAGAUACAAUUUGUUAGUGCCAUAUCAUCCAGAAGCCCCAAGACACCAAUGUACUCAAAUUAGAUAUAUUUAUACACGCUUAUCAAGCCUACUUCCAAGUUGAAUAACUGGUGAAAUCAAGUCAAUACAAUAAUGUCCAUCCAUUCCCAUGUCUCCACACUAUUUCUCCUUCCUCUAGUCUUACUACAGUCUGGAUCCAUUGCCAUCACAGGCCAUGCAUUUUCAAUCGAAGAAGCAACUGUCCAUGACUUCCAUAUGGCUUUCGAACAAAACAAACUCACCUCAAGGCAGCUGGUUGAGUUCUACCUGGGCAAGAUUCACAAACUCAACCCAAUUCUUCGUGGGGUAAUAGAGGUGAACCCAGAUGCACUCCUCCAAGCUGAUAAGGCCGACAGGGAGAGGAAGGCUAAGUUACCUGGGUCGCUGCUGGGGCUGCACGGCAUUCCUAUUCUGCUUAAGGAUAAUAUUGCAACCAAGGACAAGAUGAACACAACAGCAGGAUCAUUUGCAUUGCUUAAAUCAGUGGUGCCAAGGGAUGCAGGCGUGGUGAGGAAGUUGAGGAAGGCUGGAGCUAUCAUACUGGGAAAGGCUAGCCUCAGCGAGUGGGCUUAUUUUCGUGCUACUGUUAUUCCUUCGGGCUGGUGUGCUAGAACUGGCCAAGGUAAGAACCCUUAUGUUCUAUCAGCAACUCCCUGUGGCUCAAGUAGUGGAUCAGCUAUAUCAGUAGCAGCAAAUUUAGCGGCAGUGUCUCUAGGGACGGAGACUGAUGGAUCCAUCUUAUGUCCAUCCCACGUUAAUUCAGUAGUGGGCAUCAAACCAACACUUGGUCUCACCAGCCGAGCUGGCGUGGUUCCAAUCUCUCCUAGGCAGGACACUGUUGGGCCCAUCUGCAGGACAGUCUCCGAUGCUGUAGAGGUACUGGAUGUCAUUGUUGGUUUUGACUACAGGGAUGAAGCAACCAGGACAUCAUCCAAGUACAUACCACAAGGUGGCUAUAAGCAAUUUCUCAAUGCAAAUGGACUCAAGGGGAAGAGAUUGGGGAUAGUGAGGAAUCCCUUCUAUAUGUUUGAGAAUGGCUCUGUCCUGCCUCAAGUUUUUGAGCAUCAUUUCCACACACUAAGGCAAGGAGGUGCUAUUUUGGUAGACCACCUGGAAAUAGCCAACAUUGAUGUUAUCUAUGGCUCCUCCGGAGAAGGUGCAGCAUUAGAGGCUGAGUUCAAAAUAUCCUUGAAUGCUUACCUGAAAGAGCUGGUAGCAUCCCCAGUAAGAACUUUGGCUGAUGUGAUAGCCUUCAACAACAAAUUCUCACAUUUGGAAAAGAUCAAGGAGUAUGGACAAGAUACCUUUCUGCAGGCCGAAGCCACAAAUGGGAUAAACAAGAAAACUUUGUUAAAAUUAGCAAGAUUGUCACGAAAUGGAUUUGAGAAGUUGAUGAAGGAGCAUAAGCUGGAUGCAUUGGUGACUCCUGGUUCAAAUGUGAGUCCUGUUCUUGCUAUUGGAGGAUUCCCUGGAAUUUCUGUUCCAGCUGGAUAUGAUAGCAAAGGAGUACCAUUUGGCAUUUGUUUUGGGGGCCUAAAGGGCUCUGAGCCAAAGCUAAUCGAGAUUGCAUAUAGCUUCGAGCAAGCAACUAAGAUUAGGAAGCCACCUUCAUUUAAACCUUGAAGGUUUAGAACAACUCCUAUCAGAGUUGUACUACAUGUAUCAGUAUCAAGAACUCUUCUCUCUAGUUGGUAAUCCUGCACUAGAAAGGAUAUUAUAAUAAAGUGCUCAAUGUUUUGAAUGAA
Vitis vinifera (wine grape) is the source of this 1784-nucleotide messenger RNA. RefSeq names its product probable amidase At4g34880. NCBI's taxonomy places the organism in Eukaryota, Viridiplantae, Streptophyta, Magnoliopsida, Vitales, Vitaceae. Bases 133 to 1662 code for a protein of 509 amino acids. The transcript has 5 exons. The record is from RefSeq and is a predicted model, not a curated record.